Molecule: messenger RNA, 1946 nt
Organism: Rhineura floridana
Lineage: Eukaryota; Metazoa; Chordata; Lepidosauria; Squamata; Rhineuridae
Gene: TEDC1
Product: tubulin epsilon and delta complex 1
Exons: 8
Coding region: 271-1728 (485 amino acids)
Source: RefSeq, a predicted model, not a curated record
CAAACGUUUCAGGGCAACCCAUUCUUGUAUCUUAGAAUCCUUUUCUAAGCUCUCACACGCAUGAGAGCUGGUUGGACUUCGUGAGGAAGUAAACACACUCUGCAAUUAGGCAUGGGAAGCUUUUACUGCUCUUUCCUGUAUUUGUGGCUCAGCUAAGUAUUUGAAAAUUGCUGAACAUGCUUCCAGAGCCAUCAAGGGUACUAAUGUAGUUCUAAGGCUGCGAUCCUAAGCUUACUUGCCUGCUGAAUUCAUAAGAACUUGCUGAAUAAAAUGAGGAGGCUUAAACUGCACAGUUCGCAGAGCCAUUCCCCAAAUGUGAUGCUGUUGCUUACAGACUGUGACUUAGUUUUUAAAAUAAGCGUUCUGUGGCUCAAGUCUGCCUGGAAGGUCACCACUGUUAAGAUGGGAAUUACAAUUUGUUUAAAACUGUUUUUAAUGCUGUAUUUUACACUGUUGUUGCUCAUCCUGGAAUCUUGUGGCGAAGAGCAGAGUAAAGUAUUCUGGAAACUAUUGUACUCUCUGCUGAAGCAAAUCCAAGGUGGAGGAUGGAUGGAGCCUGCUGACACAGGUACCCAAGUCAGAUUUGUCAAAAGUGUAGCCUUGAGCCAUGGCUACAGAAGGCUGGCAUUUUAUCAGCUUCCUUCUGAUGGUUCAGAAGGGAGCAGAGAGCUGCUAUUGGUAUUUUCCUGGCUUCUCUGCAGAAUCAGCAUAAUGGAACAGUUACUGACACUAAGUAGAGUGAAACUUUGGGAUGAAGCAAUAGUUUGCAUGUGUGAUGCCCCUCUGAAAAGCCUACAGGAUGAGGAAAGCCUGGCUCCCAAAUCUCAUGUGAAAGGUCAAAGAGAUGUCCGAUACUUGCAGUGGUUAAAUGGCCACCUGCAGUUCUGGUGGAGGAAUUGCCACACUGAACAGCAAGAGCAAUGCACGCUCCUGCAUAAGGUACAUUCAUACACAAUUGGCUCUCAUACUGACUCCAUUAUUGGCCAUUUCUCAGUCACAGAAGCAGAUGUUGUGAGGCGACCAGAUAAUUACAAGCAGCUGUUGCAGUUCAUCGAAUCCUGUAGCUGUCGACUGGAAGCUUUUCUCAAAUGGAAACCCCUGGAACCAGUUUACUGGCAUUGGAUGGAGACCCUUUUAGAUCCUUCAACAGAAAAUGCAAACCCCCACAAAACGUGUAACAAAGACAGUAUUUUGCCAAGUGCUGACCUGUAUUGUUAUGACAUUAAUAGAACAAUUAAAGAACUGGACAGAUGCAGGAAAGAUCUGUUGACUCUACGUGAUGGGCUGGAUGAGCUUAUAGCAUACAAGAAACUGAGUUGCCAUGGAAAGGUCAGAACAAGAGAGCAGAAGCAACUGGGAGAAAGGGAGUUCUGCAGGGCUGUCAAAAAAGUAGAAGAAGUUGUGGAGCUGAAACUAUCUGACCUUAAAUGCCACAGUAGUGACAGUAGAACCAAUACAAUGCAUGGACCGUACAGACUUGUAUUUAAAAGGAAGCAUUUAAAGGCCAGCAAAAUGAUCAGGUCAGCAGAACCCCAGGAACCCAUUGUAGAAGGUAUUGCAUUGACAGAUGUGAUCUGUGAUCUGAGAAAGAAAGAAGCAAGACUGGAGGCAGAGUUGAAGGAGCGGCAGGAAGGAGGCAGGAAGAAGGUUUAUGAAGCUGCAGAGGGGCUUGGUCAAGUGCUUUUCAUCCCACCAAUGAAAAGACAAGAAACAAGAAAUGCAGACUAGGUAUAGAAUUUGGCACUGUUCAUUCGAUUUGAAGGGACAGCUUUGGGCCACACAUGAGGCUACCACCCUUUUGUUGGUCUUGUCUUCUAGAGCCAACUAUUUCUUUUUUAUAUUUAUUGUGAUUGUUUCUCAUUUUGGAUUUUAAAUAAUCAAACAAUUUAAAUAAAAUUAAUAUUAAAUACUAAAGAGGCUGUUAAUAAAUACAAUGAAUAAAUUAA